UUGUGCUCAAAAGCCUUCCAAACCUCGCACUGGUUGGGUGUCCUCAGCAGCAAGCAGCAAAAAGCAAAAGCAGCAGCAGCAGCAGCAACACAAACAGCAACUUAACGUAAAUUGUGCAAAAAUUACUUAACUGUAAAGUGUAAAGUGCAAUAAUUGUCCAAAGCAUCCACCAUGGCAUUCCGCGUCGCCGGACUUUUCCUUAAGAAGGAGCUAGUUGCUCCCACCAUCCGCACAUUUCGCACUUCGUUGGCCGCUCCAGCGCAAUUCCUGAACAACUCGCCCAAUACGGCCUUGGACAAGAGUAUAUUGCAACGGUAUCGCAAUUUGGAGACUCCAGCCAAUCGAGUUCAGGCCACUUACCUAUGGAUUGACGGCACUGGUGAGAAUAUUCGUCUAAAGGAUCGUGUCCUGGACAAAGUGCCCAGCUCUGUUGAGGAUCUGCCCGAUUGGCAAUACGACGGCAGCUCAACGUACCAGGCUCACGGAGAGAACUCCGAUACGACUCUUAAGCCCCGUGCCCUCUACCGUGAUCCCUUCAAGCCGGGCAAGAACGAUGUCAUUGUCCUCUGCGAUACCUACAGUGCCGAUGGCAAGCCCACGCCCUCGAACAAGCGUGCCGCCUUCCAGGAGGCCUUCGAUCAAAUUGGCAACCAGGAGCCAUGGUUCGGCAUUGAACAGGAAUACACUCUGCUCGAUGUCGAUGGCCGUCCCUUCGGCUGGCCCGACAAUGGUUUCCCCGCCCCCCAAGGACCCUACUACUGCGGCGUGGGAGCCGAUCGUGUGUAUGCCCGCGAUCUGGUGGAGGCUCAUGCCAUUGCCUGCCUCUAUGCUGGCAUCGAUUUCGCCGGCACCAAUGCCGAGGUGAUGCCCGCCCAAUGGGAAUACCAGGUAGGACCCAGCAACGGUCUGAAGGCCAGCGAUGAUCUCUGGGUAUCGCGUUAUAUCCUGCAACGCAUUGCCGAGGAAUACGGAGUGGUAGUUACCUUCGAUCCCAAGCCCAUGGAGGGCCAAUGGAAUGGUGCCGGAGCCCACACCAACUUCUCCACCAAGGCAAUGCGCGCCGAUGGCGGCAUCAAGGCCAUCGAACAGGCCAUCGAGAAACUGAGCCAUCAUCACCAGCGUCACAUCAAGGCCUACGAUCCCAAGGAGGGCAAGGACAAUGAGCGUCGUUUGGUCGGUCGCCUGGAGACCUCCAGCAUCGACAAGUUCUCAUGGGGUGUGGCCAAUCGGGCGGUCAGUGUGCGAGUUCCGCGAGGCGUGGCCACCGCUGGCAAGGGUUACUUCGAGGAUCGCCGUCCCAGUUCCAAUUGUGAUCCGUACGCCGUCUGUGGCGCCCUUGUGCGCACUUGUCUGCUGAACGAGUAAAUCGCCGGCCAAGGCGAUCGUGGGCGUUGAAAUAUAUUAUUGUAUAUAUACAUGUAUAACUAGUACAUAACGUGGGAGCUUUCUAUAUAAUUUCUUUCAUUUUUUUCCUCAAUUUUUAGCAGACAAUUCCUGCUUGUUCUUAAAAGACACACGAGGAUAGAAGAAAUAUUAACGGGGUAAAGUGAAAGUCAAAUGCGAAAGCGUCAUUUUCUGCCAUGAUUUAAAUAUAAUAAUUUUUAGUUAUAGUCUACAUUUAAUUUCAAUUAAUUUUAAGCCAAAAAUAAGAAUACAAUUCUUUUAUACCUAUUUUGCAUUUCCACAUUUUUUGCUUUUUCUAUUGGGGGACCAUGAGAGCCCAAGAGUUAAUACGUACUUACAUAUAUAUCUCACAACAAAAGUUUAUCAAAAUGAAAAAUUAUAUUCAUUAUUAUUAUAAUUAGAAUUGUUGUUUAUAGUAUUCACUGUUAAUCUAGAGCAUUGUUGAACACAUUUUGAAUCAAAAA
Drosophila willistoni is the source of this 1868-nucleotide messenger RNA. RefSeq names its product glutamine synthetase 1, mitochondrial (gene Gs1). NCBI's taxonomy places the organism in Eukaryota, Metazoa, Arthropoda, Insecta, Diptera, Drosophilidae. Gene Ontology annotation, cellular component: cytoplasm. The coding region runs from base 172 to 1365 and encodes 397 amino acids. The record is from RefSeq and is a predicted model, not a curated record. The transcript has 2 exons. Gene Ontology annotation, molecular function: glutamine synthetase activity.